Molecule: messenger RNA, 943 nt
Organism: Adineta ricciae
Lineage: Eukaryota; Metazoa; Rotifera; Eurotatoria; Adinetida; Adinetidae
Source: the annotation of a GenBank genome assembly
AACUCAAAGUUAAUAGAAAUGUUUACAAUAAAACUUAAAACUCGUUUCAAGUUUAGAUCGUAGAGAUAGUUCAGGAAUUCGAUUUUAUCUUGGCGAAAAACUUCGACAACAUGAUCUUGGAUAUCUGACAUUUGGAACUGUUUCAAAUUUUUUCGGAAUUAUUAUUCCACCAAAACUUGAUCAAUUCAUCAUAGAUGCUUAUUGCCCACGUGCAGCUACAAAAAAUAUUCCUGAAUCUGGUAUAACAGUCGUAUCUGCAUUUCCACAUACUCAUUUACAAGGUUAUAGUAUGUGGACGAAAUUAAUUCGUAAUAAAACAGCUGUUAGUUAUUUAUUCAAUGCUGAUUCUUAUAAUUUUAAUUAUCAAUUUGAAAAUCGUUUAGCAAAACGAAUUCAAAUAUUUCCCGGAGACGAGUUUGCAACAAGAUGUAUUUAUAAUACAAUGAAUAAAGACAAAGUGACAUUGGGUGGAGAACGAACAUCAGAAGAAAUGUGUUUACAUUUUUUUACUUACUAUCCUCGACUUGACGAAGAUUUAUCUUCUUGUUAUCGAAUAAAUUCAUAUGAAGCAAUACUUAGAAAAAUCAACUAUUCAUUACCAUUUAAUUAUACACAAAUAAAGCAAUGGUUACUUGAUAUUGAAUGGACACCAGAAUCAUCCAAAGAAUGGCAAACAUUUAUUGAUACUGUCCCACGUUUAGCUGCAUUUACAAUGGGAGGUCAAUGGAUAUCAGAAUCGCUUGAUCCAUCAGCGACAUACAAAGAUUUUGAUCCAGUUAUUUGUCAAAAAACAACUGUAACUACAGCCACAGUUACAGCCGCGAACACUUUAACAUCAACAACAACAGUAACAACAAGAACAACCACAAACACUGCUGUUUUUUAUUAUCAAAAUAUAUUUCAUUAUAUUAUCUACGUUUUGAUUUUUUUCAUAAUAAACUAA